UCCAAUCCUUUUAACCUCUGUGCAGCUAUUCAGCUGAACCUGGCCCGAAUCUUAUUCAAGAUAACUAGAUAAGACACAUAUAUAAAUAACGAAAGGUGACGCAUUCAAGAAACGCAUCAUAUUCAAUUCCUCUGUGAUUGUUUGCUUCUUGUUAUUCUGUGUUUGCAGAGUUGAAAGAUGCCGCUGAAGGUGUUGGAGGCCACAGUUUCGAGCUUUGAUGGGGUCUUUGAGAAGUUCCGAUCAGAAACUUCCAACAACAAAGCCAAUCUCAUCCUAUUCUUGGCUGAUAAGGACCCUGCCACCUCUCUCAGCUGGUGCCCUGAUUGUGUGAGAGCUGAGCCUGUGAUCUACAAGAGGCUGGAGGCCUCACCCGACAAUAUUGGGAUUCUGAAAGCUUAUGUUGGGGACAGGCCAACAUGGAGGAACCCACAGCAUCCGUGGAGGGUGGAUUCCAGGUUCAAGCUUACCGGCGUGCCUACGCUGAUCCGUUGGGAGAAUGAUGUGGUGAAAGGUCGCUUGGAGGACCAUGAGGCCCACCUUGAAAACAAGAUUGAAGCUCUUCUUAGUGACAAAUGAUUGCUUUAUUUAGUUGGUAUACCAUAUGAUUUAAUAACACCAUCAAGUUCACUCUUUAUCAACUUGGACUAGUUGCUUUGCUGUUGAACAAAAUAAUAGAUGGUUCUAAUGGUGGAAAUCUUAGUCAAAUUUGAUAAACUCGUAGUGAGUGGUUCUUAUAUAGUGCUUAUGGUUAUGUUGUUGAAUUUGAGCUUCAAUGCUAUGCUAAAUAUUGGCUAAUCA
Arachis stenosperma is the source of this 798-nucleotide messenger RNA. RefSeq names its product thioredoxin-like protein Clot. Gene Ontology annotation, molecular function: protein-disulfide reductase [NAD(P)H] activity. The record is from RefSeq and is a predicted model, not a curated record. Gene Ontology annotation, cellular component: cytosol. The transcript is spliced from 2 exons. Lineage: Eukaryota; Viridiplantae; Streptophyta; Magnoliopsida; Fabales; Fabaceae. The coding region runs from base 178 to 576 and encodes 132 amino acids.